CUCUCGUCUUGCUCUGCCAGAACGCUCGUCCUCUCUGACCUCUGCCGCUACAGAUGCGCAGUCGGCACGCGCGACGCUUCAGGCCGCCGCGGCACUCAAGGGGCGAGAGGACCGCGGCCACGCAGCAGCAGCAGCAGCAGGAGCAGCAGGAGCAGCAGCAGGAGCAGCAGAAGCAGGAGCAGCAGCCCCCUCGAGAGCGCUCAAAGACUGCGUCGACAUCAGUAACAGCAGCAGCGGCGUCGGCGUGAGCAGCAUGACAAGGCGGCCGGCGGCGUUCCGCCGAGCGGAGCGAGAGAGGAGGACGCCGCGCGCGGCAGAGGAGGAGGAGGAGAGACCCGACUGCGGUGUGGGCGCGCGCAUCAUCGGCGCGUCAUGCACGGGGCCCGAGGUCCCGGUGUUCGGCUGCGGAGGGGAGCUGAGUGGCGAGAGCGGCUACCUGGGCAGCGAGGGCUACCCGGGCCUCUACCCGCCUAACCGCGACUGCCUGUGGAGGAUCACGGUGCCUCCCGGCCACCGCGUGCUGCUCUCCCUGCAGCACCUGGACCUGGAGAAGGCGCCGCUGUGCCGCUACGACGCCCUCACGCUGCACGACGGCGCCACGCCGGCAGCGCCGCGUCUGGCGCGCUACUGCGGCACGGCGCCGCCCGGCAGCGUGCACUCCACGGGGCCCGCGCUGCUGCUGCGCAUGAGCACCGACGGCGAGAACGCCGGCACCGGCUUCCUCGCCAGCUUCACGGCCGAGAGGCCCGCGCAGCCCGGCGGGAGCGUGUGCGGCGGGCGCCUGCGGGGACCCAGCGGGAGCUUCUACUCCCCAAACUGGCCGCACUCGGACUACCCCACGGGCAUCACCUGCUCCUGGCACAUCUCGGGCCCGCCCGGCAAGGUGGUGUCGCUGCGCUUCGUCAAGUUCGACGUGGAGCGCGACGCCUCGUGCCACAGGGACCACGUGUCGGUGUUCGACGGCCGCGAGCUGGAUGAGGGCCGACGCCUGGGCCGGCUGUGCGGUGACGAACCGCCCGAGCCGCUGAUGUCGUCGGGCAGCGAGCUCUUCGUGCAGUUCGUGUCGGACCACGGCACCACGGCCGACGGCUUCGAGGCCUUCUACUCCUUCCGGGCCCGAGCCUCAAACUCGACCGGCAAAACCACGACCGCCAGAACCACGACAGCCAAAACGACGACCGCCAAAACCACCACGUCUAGAACUACCGCCACCGCCAGGAUGACAACUGCCGCCAGCAGUCCGCCUACAACAACCUCCACCGUGACCGCCCCAACAGCAACAACGAGAAGGAACAGAGUUUCUUCAGUAAAUCCGCGUUCUUCCCCCUGCCGGAAAAAGUGUUUGCGCCGUGGAACGCUUGAGAGCAACUUCUGCGCUAACGAUUUCGUGCUCGUGGGCAGGGUGGUGAACCUGCGGCGCUACGCCAAGGGCUCCGUGCUCGCCGUCGACGUGCUCCGGGCGCUGCGCUCCGGGCGGCUGCAACUGGCGCGGGCUGCGGAGCGCACCACGGCCAAGCUGCGCGUCGCCUGCCACACGUGCCCGCUCGUGCGUCAGGGGAUGAGCUACGUCUUCAUGGGCAAGGUGGGGCCGGACCGCGUCGGCACCCUCUCCCCGCACGGCCUCGCGCUGCCCUACUCCGCCAAGCUGCAGCGCACGCUCGCGCGCCUCCACGCCAGGAGGAAAUGCUGAGCGCGUCGGCCUGCGAGGGUCGAGGUCUCACCGCUCCUGCCCCCGCGCCCCUUGACCCCCCCCCCCCCCCCGUGGCGGCGGGGGGCUCGCGUCGCUGUGACGGGUGGACGUCCGGCCGACGUUGGGGAAAUCUCAAGCCGCUGCCGGUUCAAGCAGCAUCCCCCCCGCCCCACCUCACAGCGUGCGCUUGCUUGCGCGCGGCCCACAAUUCAUUGCAGCGGCAGAUCCAAGGGGGCAAGGUGAUGGGGGGCAGCUGCCCCCCCCGCCGCCCAUCUCUCCUCCCUUUCCCCCACACCUCUUGAUACACCGAAACUUGAUGUUGCGUUCAAUCAAUCAAUCUGUUUAUUUAACGUGGCAAUAUCGCCCCUCAAUGAAGUAGGCAUCAGAGUGGACAUCACAGCGGAACGGGAACGGUAACAGGGGGCACGGAGCAGCAACUGGAAUGAUAAAAGAGACCCAUCACGCCUUCGGCGGCUAAGGCCACCGGUAAAUUGUAACCGCGCGCAACGAAGAGCAUAUGAAAGUUAAGUGGUAAAUAAAUAAAUUAAAAUCAAAGGGACGGUUUUUAUUUUUUACUUUUAGACGUUAUGGGAAGGCGGGUCUGAGUCGGUGCACCUCGCGCAGACCACAGAGUGGAGAGACACUCGGAGCGUUUCGGAUGUCCGGUGGCAGGCAGCAUGAGGGAGUUGAGCCUCCACUCGAGAAGGCCUUCGUGACCCCAGCCUUUGAAUCAGACAGACCACACAGAUGUUACCAAUUGCCUUUAGAAACUAACCCCCCUUUUCCUGAUGACAACCGCUUGUGUUGCGAUCGAAACGUCGUAGUUUUUUGUUAUUUUUAUUGAACCUAUCUACGUGACUUUACCGAAAGACCCAAAGAAUAUGAAUUCCUGCAGUCACGAAAGCUUUAAGUCAACAUUCUUAUAAAAAUAUAAAAUCUUCAUUGUCCGGGAAAACCUGACUGGGGUCUCACUGCUGUAAUCAGGAAGGGACCAUUUCGAGAUGGUUGACUAAUUCCUGUUAGCGGAGCGUUCAGCGUGCGAGAGAGAAAAGCCGGGUGCCCGCAGUCAACCCCAACGAGGAGCGGUGACUCUCAGCAGCCCGGCCAACACGGACGCCGCAGAGCCCCACUUCCCGUGCUGCCAUGUCCUGGGCCAGCCGGCGUGGAGCGGCGCAUGCCGGGGCCUCGCUGGAGCCCUGGCUGACGGCCGCGGCUGCAGCAGGAGAGAGAGUUGCGCUUAAAAUGCACGGUGUGGGGUGGGGGGGGGACACUGUUCCUAGGUCGUAACCGGGUACCCGAUACCCGUACCCUACCCGAUACCCGGCUACCCGUACCCGGCCGGGUACGGGUAGCCGUUUGCGACCCUGGUGCGGCCAGGUACGGGUACGGGUAGGCCGUGAGUCACUGGUGAGUCACCGUUUGUCACUCAUUUCCCAACGUCUUGUCUCUUCUCACAAUUCAAGUUCCUAGAAUCAACCCACCCGCGCCUGCAACAUGGCUUCAUCCCAGAGGUCGCAAUCGGGUACCCGUUUUCGACCCUGGUGUGGCCGGGUACAGGUACCGGUAAGGAACCAAAACCCGUUUGCGACCUCUGGCUCCCUCCCACGCGACCGGAGGGGCGCGUUCGAGCCGAUUCCGACCACGGGGGAAAGCGCGUUGAGGCUUCGCAGGAAUCCGUGGCUGGGGGCCGAUAACCGUGGACGCUCGUGGGGAGACGAAUGCGGCCGGGCGUCGUGCUGGCCACCCGCCCCCCUCGUGCGCCGUACCGGCCUUUGUCAGGGCUCGCUCACAGCACUUGCCUUUGUGUAAUACAACAGUGGCAUUCUCAGAGCUGGCCUGCAAAGUGGGAAUUAUUCUGCCAGUAGGGGCCAAUGUUGCGCUCGCUAAUCCAACUCGGUAAUUUGUCGCUCGUUUUUUUUCUUCUUCUACAAAUUUGCAGUGUAAUAGGAUGCCAGUGGCGGUUUUACGAGACGUGGUAUAGACAAUGUUGUUGUUAUUAUACUCACGUAAAUCACCACACUAGCUUGGAAGCGAUUAAACGAGUGGGGAAGGUGAAAGUUUGUGCAGCACAAUGCCACGUUGGGUAUUUUCAAGGAGCGUUGCACUCCGCUGUCGAUACGGCAGAGGAGCGCCGAGUGCCUCGUGUUGAAAGCGCUCAAGAAGAACUCAAAGCCGCGACUCACAUUUCCACCAUCGACGAAGGUUUAUCUGUGAAUGGCGCACUUCACUUUACCGACGUUUUUCUUUUGAAACUCGGUUGUUGCACUGUAUAAGAUGAAAUGAAAAUAAAAAUGUUAACUGAGAAAAAACACAUUUUA
This is a messenger RNA of Lethenteron reissneri (Far Eastern brook lamprey), 4008 nucleotides long. Its product is annotated as procollagen C-endopeptidase enhancer 2-like. The record is from RefSeq and is a predicted model, not a curated record. NCBI's taxonomy places the organism in Eukaryota, Metazoa, Chordata, Hyperoartia, Petromyzontiformes, Petromyzontidae. Gene Ontology annotation, molecular function: protein binding.